This is a messenger RNA of Glarea lozoyensis ATCC 20868, 1422 nucleotides long. Its product is annotated as Arabinanase/levansucrase/invertase. The transcript is spliced from 10 exons. Gene Ontology annotation, biological process: carbohydrate metabolic process. The record is from RefSeq and is a predicted model, not a curated record. NCBI's taxonomy places the organism in Eukaryota, Fungi, Ascomycota, Leotiomycetes, Helotiales, Helotiaceae. Bases 1 to 1422 code for a protein of 473 amino acids. Gene Ontology annotation, molecular function: carbohydrate binding; hydrolase activity, hydrolyzing O-glycosyl compounds.
AUGCAUUUUCCACGUGUGCUAAGUGCGCUUUUGGCAACUGCAAUUCUACCACUUUCAGUACUAGGAAGUAUCCAAAUCGUCCCAGGCGCAUCAUGGACAACAGUCAACGCACCCUACCAACACAUCCAAGCUCACGGCGGUGGAGUCUUACUAGUAAACGGCCUCUACUACCUCAUCGGCGAAAACAAACUCGCGGGCUCCGCCUUCCAAUCCAUAAACUGCUACUCCUCGCCGGACCUCGUGAACUGGAGUUAUGUCACUAAACUACUGAGUGUCGGGCAGGGACAUGCGGAUUUGGCGAGUGGGAGGGUGGUGGAACGGCCGCAUGUGGUUUAUAAUGAGGCGACGAAGAAGUAUGUUAUGUGGCUUCAUAUUGAUAGUAGUAAUUACGGGGAGGCGAAGACGGGAGUUGCUACGAGUGAUACGAUUUGUGGGGGGCAAUAUACUUAUCUAGGAUCAACCCAGCCGCUUGGGUUUCAGAGUCGCGAUAUGAAUCUUUUCAAAGACACGGAUGGUUCCGCGUACCUUUUGACUGAAGACCGCGUCAACGGUCUGCGAAUCGAUUCUUUGACCUCGGAUUACCUCAAACCGGUCAAGACAGUUUUCUUGUUCCCAGAGAAAUACACAUAUGAAGCCGCGGCCAUCCUCAAGAGAGGAAACACAUAUUUCAUAUUCGCAAGUGAUCAAAGUGGUUGGGAUCCAAAUGACAACAUCUACUCGACUGCUACGAAUCUCGCUGGUCCAUGGGCAACAUGGAAGCUUGUCGCGCCUGCAGGAACAAAGACCUACAAGAGUCAAACUGCGAGUGUGAUAGACAUCAACGGUACCGCAGUCUAUAUGGGCGAUCGCUGGGUAUCCUCAAACCUCAUGCGCUCGACCUAUGUGUGGCUUCCCCUCACCAUAUCAGGAACCACAGCAUCUCUGGUACCCACUCCAGUCCUCUCUUUCUGGUCAUCAACUAACCCGCCUCAGAAUAACCAAGUGAACUGGGUAUUGAACCAAGGAUCCUGGUCUCCCGGCACCACGGAAACAACCUAUGAAGCCGAGGCAUCUGCAAAUGUCCUAGCAGCCGGCUCCAAAAGUGUCGAUUGCUCUGGCUGUUCCGGCAAAAAGUCCAUCGGCUACAUUGGCGGGUCGCCCAACGGGAAACUCACAAUCUCAAGCGUAUCAUCCACCGCGACAACGCAGACGACCAUUAGAAUUAAUUAUACAAAUGCCGAUAGUGCGCAAAGGUAUGCGACGUUAAGUGUGAAUGGAGCCAAGUAUAUCGUGGCGUUCAUACCAACGGGAGAUGAUAACACUCCUGGGACGGCGAGUGUGACGGUUAGGUUGAAUCAAGGGACGGCUAAUACUUUUGUGUUUGAGGCGUAUAACGGCGGGUGGGGUCCAAAUAUCGACCGUGUCGCAGUUCCGGUCUCGUAA